GUCAGUCACCUGACCAAACCACAGAAAAAGAACAACAUCUUGAAUCCUGAGUGUCAGGAAAGAACGCACGCUGGAAACUUUGGUUCUCCAUCAUGGCUCCCAAAACAGGUCGUCGAGGGACCAAACGCAAGGCCGAUGCGGUUCAGGAGGAGGAGGAGAAAGUGGCAGCGGAGCUGAAGGAAGAAAAGGAGGAGGUGGAGGAGAGUGUCUCGGGGGGUCGUAGAGUCAUCAUUGAGCACUGCAAGAGCUGACGAGUGUACGGGCGUAACGCCGAGGGGGUGAAGGAAGCCCUCCUGACGGUCCGCCCUGAACUCACCGUGGUCCUGAACCCGGAGAAACCUCGCGGGAAAAGCUUUGAGAUCACGCUUGUUGAGGGAGAGAAAGAGAGCAUCCUCUGGACGGGGAUCAAGAAGGGCCCGCCCCGCAAGCUGAAGUUCCCCGAGCCGGCCGUGGUGGUGGUGGCCCUGGAAGAGGCCCUAGAAGUGGCCCCCAAAGAGGCCGUGAAGACAGAGUAGAGCCCCCCCUAGUGGAGGCCCCCACAGUGGAGCCAAAUAUUCUGUCUGUUGUCUUUGGAAGCCGAAUGAAGAGGUUGGACCAACGGGCGACGCCCAGUCUCUCCUCUGAUGAGAGUGCUCCGAGGAAUACCAUACAUGGAUAUAUGGUGACCACUAGUGGUGAACCUCUGUUACACCGUCUCCUGGUAUAAUCCUGCCGUUUUCACCGAACAAAUGUUUUCUUGUUUUUCUUCUAAUGUUUUUAAUUGUUAAUGAUAAAUAAAGUUUUUUUUUUUUUAAAUGAUGGUAACUAAAGCCUGUUUGAAGUGUGGGAUUGAUGGUACAUUUUAAUGAUGUAUUAUAUACAUUUAAGUUAUAUUGUUUAUGGCAAUACCAUUAGUGGGGUCAUUGAUAAUAUGAAUAUACUGAACACACUGCUCGUAAUUGCAGAUUGCAUUAAAAAUUUGUCCAAGUGUUGUACCACCAAAUGGUGGCAUGAUGGGUACUAUACCACCAAUUUGGUGGUUAUAAAAUGCAUUAAACAGGUAAUGUGUUAGAUUUGUUAAGUGUUCAAAGCAUGCAUAAAUACUAGGCUACAAUAUUGUAGAGUUGAGUAAUGUAAAAGUUAAGAAUAUUUCGUGAUAGCCCUACUCCACAAAGCACUGAAUAUUGAGGAAAGUUUAAAUCUGUCUCAUUAACAAUAAGUGGCGUGUUACAGGUAGGGCUCCUGUAUUGGAAGUGGAGCAUAGGGGGCGGUACAGCUCAUGGGGAGGGGGUACCUGUCGAACCACAGAAUAAGAAUAUAUCGACUCCUGAGCGUCCGCCGAAGAAGGAACACGCUCUUGAAAGUUUGGCUCUCCAUCAUGGCUCCUAAAACAGGUAGCAGCGUCGUCGAGGGACCAAACGCAAGGCCGAUGCGGUUCAGGAGGAGGAGGAGAAAGUUGCGGUGGAGCUGAAGGAAUCAAAGGAGGAGGUGAAGGAUAACGACUCGGGGGGGUCGUAGAGUCAUCAUUGAGCACUGCAAGAGUUGACGAGUGUAUGGGCGUCACGCCGAGGGGGUGAAGCAGGCCCUCCUGACGGUCCGUCCUGAACUCAACGUGGUCCUGAACCC
Molecule: messenger RNA, 1605 nt
Organism: Gadus chalcogrammus (walleye pollock)
Lineage: Eukaryota; Metazoa; Chordata; Actinopteri; Gadiformes; Gadidae
Product: selenoprotein H-like
Exons: 7
Cellular component (GO): Golgi apparatus
Source: RefSeq, a predicted model, not a curated record